AUGUCUAAUCAAGCUAAAUCUGCUCCGAAUGCUGCUACAAGCAAGCCAGCUACUAGUGCCUCAACUACUGCAGGGGCCCCAAAGAGCAAAGGGGUCAAUACCAGUCAAUUGGUUGAAACUAUCCAAACUUUACAAUUUGCGUGGUUUGUUGGCCAUGUUUUGACUUUAUGGGGAAUUUUCCUCUUCACCUUGACUUUUAUCAAAAGUGGAAGCCGUUUCCAUAGGUUUUGGUACCAGUUGGCGUUAUUUGGUAUUAUCGAGAGUUUUGGUAUAUUGUUGUACCAAUUAAUCACCAAGAAGGCUCUUAAGGUUAACCAAAUCUUAAAAGACGACAACACUCAGUACUUCUUAUUAGGAAGUGUUUUGCUUUUAAUCAGACCAUACGUGCUUAUUCCAUUAUUACCAUUCGCAUUGUUUUCCUUGUUCCAUGUAUUAGCAUACACCAAGGGAUACCUCUUGCCUAUUUUCGGUAUGGCUGACAGGGGAAUCUCCAAGCAAAUUGAAAAUUUCAUCAGCAAAAACAAUACCAAGUCUAUCCAAGUUGCCAGUUUAUUAGAAAUCUACAGUUUCUUGUGGUUGACCGUCAGAGUUAUCUUAUUCAGAAAAAGAUCGCUCAUUCCAUGGGCCUUCUACGCCGUUUUCCUCAAAAUGAGAUACGAAAAGUCCAUUUUCACCAGAAACUACUUCAAGUCUUUGGAACUCCAAUUGGAUGAAGCUGUCAACAAAAUUAACAACCCAGCUGUCAAGGAUGUAUGGAUCAAAGCCAAGGGCGUCAUCAGAAAUGCCGGUGGAAUCUACCUCGUUAACGACUACACCAAGGAAAAACUGACCUAA
Messenger RNA from Debaryomyces hansenii CBS767, 834 nucleotides. Its product is annotated as nucleoporin. The transcript is spliced from 2 exons. The record is from RefSeq and is a predicted model, not a curated record. NCBI's taxonomy places the organism in Eukaryota, Fungi, Ascomycota, Pichiomycetes, Serinales, Debaryomycetaceae. Bases 1 to 834 code for a protein of 277 amino acids. Gene Ontology annotation, biological process: membrane organization; endoplasmic reticulum tubular network organization. Gene Ontology annotation, cellular component: membrane; endoplasmic reticulum.